Molecule: messenger RNA, 1290 nt
Organism: Coprinopsis cinerea okayama7#130
Lineage: Eukaryota; Fungi; Basidiomycota; Agaricomycetes; Agaricales; Psathyrellaceae
Exons: 3
Coding region: 1-1290 (429 amino acids)
Source: RefSeq, a predicted model, not a curated record
AUGCAUCAUCGCAUAUCCCUCGCUCUAUUGUUCCUGCUCGUAGGCCUCUGGCCCUUGUAUUUCGUGGUGGCGCAGGUGGCUGUAAACGUUACCAUCGACGACGAUAGCCCAAGAAUAAGCUAUCAACCUCCGGACGCUUGGUUCAUGUCCGAAAACAGCACACUGGACCACGGCUACGCGCAUAUGUUGACUCAGACACCCAAUUCUACAGCGACGUUCAACUUCACAGGAGUAGCGAUCUAUUUCUUGUCCCCGUUAUGGCCCUAUCAUGUCACAACAGCGCUUUCACUAGACUCUGGGCCGACUAUACUCGUCGACCUCAUUGAUCGCAGUCGUCCAGAGACCGGAGGAGGUGGUCCCGAGACUGUGCAAUCCCAUGUCGUGUGGGCGGCGGAAGACCUAAACAACACGCAGCACACGCUCGUUAUGUCUAUCGGUGACCAGGAGCCAUUCGGAAUAGUUGACGGCUUAAUAUACACCAUUUUGGAAGAAGAAUCCGAAGAUUCUGAAGGCGGCGAUGGCUCUACAGCAGUAGACCCAUCUUCCAUUCAAACAUCCACUCUAUCUUCAUCAUCUUCAAUAUCAAGCUUUCCCACUUCAGGACCCAUACCCACAACACCAGAUCCAUCAAGCGUACGAAGAACGCAUAUCGUCGUCGGUACCGUGUUGGGCUGUCUUGGGUUACUGAUAGUCGCCCUGUUCAUCUGGUUCUGCGCUCGGAGGAGGAAGAGGCCGCGGUCAGAGGCGUGGACGAUUGCCAGCGGCUCGAGAUCGACUAUGCCACCUAUAUCCAAACCCACGAGACCGCAACCGAUGUAUUUGGAUCCAACCAAAUUCCCAACGCCAACGCUAUAUCCCGUGUCAGAGGUCGAUAACCCAUUAUGGGAAGAGCAGCACUACCGGUAUGGGUUCCCCACAGGCCAUGCCACCUCCUCAACUUCUCCGCCGGCGAGCCCACCCAUGGCUAGCCAUUUCUCAGGUGGCGCAGGCCUGGCGGGAAUUGGGAGUAAAAGCGUCAGUCCAACGACUCCGAGGUACCUCCAUGGGAAUACCCUCUCGACCAUCGUCGAAAACUCUCCCGCGACGGCUGGGACCUCAUCGCUCCCUCGCACGCCAGCCACCGCCGACUCGAGGGAACUGCGCUACCCGGCCGAUGGGAUAAACGGGGAGAAGACACCGUCCACGCUCUCUGAUUCCUCUGGCCGUGUACGCACCAUGACCUCGCGACCAUCAAUCAAGAACAUUUCGAGCCCGCUGGGGAGGAGGGAUCAUUCCCUCUAUCCCACGUAG